Messenger RNA from Monopterus albus (swamp eel), 7483 nucleotides. It is a transcript of the gene thada, whose product is annotated as THADA armadillo repeat containing. Gene Ontology annotation, cellular component: cytosol. Gene Ontology annotation, biological process: tRNA methylation. The transcript is spliced from 38 exons. The record is from RefSeq and is a predicted model, not a curated record. Bases 181 to 6030 code for a protein of 1949 amino acids. NCBI's taxonomy places the organism in Eukaryota, Metazoa, Chordata, Actinopteri, Synbranchiformes, Synbranchidae.
CCCCUGUACGAUUGAGUUUGACACCCCUCAUAUAAGGUGAACUGAGUGGGGUUAUUUUGGUGUGGUGGUAGGUAGGGGCCGUUCUGAUCCACACUCCAGUCUGGAAGGUGGCGGUAAUGCACGUAAAGCUGGUUGCCAACCGCCAUUAAUAACAGCUAAAGAAGAAGAAAAGGCGCUUUUAUGUUGGUUUCAGUAGGAGAAACAGCUUCAAGAAACCCACAUGCUGAAUUGAGCACAGUCAUGGUGGUGAAGAAAAAGGCAGCCAAAGUAGAGGCUGUGGUGUUGGAUGAGGAGAAACUGCACAAGCUGAUAGUGUCCCUUUCUGUUGAUGAUGGAGAUGAUGGAAUCAGGGAACUUGCCCAGACUCUGCAGUCCUGUCUGAAACUGGCAGAGCCAGUGCAGCAGAUCCAGCUGGUUAAAAAGUGUGUGUCCAUACUGCUUCAGGCAGGGUCCCAGCUGGAGGCCCUGAGGGAACAGCAGUCUGAUGGAGCUCUUCUAGAAGCCUGUCUUCACACCCUGGUUCUAGUCUACAUCUCUCUGCAGGCCAGGAACCCCCUACGACGGUCUAUCGCUAGUGCCUUGGGUUCAGUACCAGCCUGGCUUUAUGAGCAGACUGUAGACUGUUUGUGUACUUGUUUGUCUGACUGUUUGUCCAACCUGGCUUCAGACAAACUUCCACACACCGUAGACACCAUCGCUGCAUGUCUGGAUGGCUUCCCUCUCGGUGAAAGAUGCAUUAACAAACUGCUGCCAGAAGUGCUGCAGUUCCUUCACAAGGGACUGAGUGAAUACCUUCAUCAGAACAGUUGUCUAGCAGGGUGUCAUGUAGCCCAGGCCCAGCUGAUGCAGUCCUGCCUGAUGGCGGUGAAGACCUCCAUGCUGGUAGUCCAGAAAUCCGAAGAGAUCAUCAGCGCUGCUCUGCAGGGUGACCAGGAUCAAUGCAAGCAGGAGGACACUCUAAGCAGCCUCAUGAACUGCUACGUACACAUCCUCACUGAUGAGGACUUCAUCCAGUCAGUCCAGAGUAUGGCCGGCAUGGCUGUAGUUCUGUUGAUCAGGUCCGUCAUGGGUUAUGGAGAUGAAGUUGCUUCUGUGGUGUGCUGUCUACUGCGGAGCUCAGCUCAAGUUUUGGACUCAGCUCCUCAGUGGUUAAAGCAGAGCUGUGAGGGUUUGUAUAGCAGUGGUCACCCGCCGGGUGUCUCUUUGUAUCUGUGUCAUGGGGCUUUGGCUAUGUUGAGCUGGAAGGGCACUCUCCCAGGGCCGCAGUGGGAAGAACUGCUGCUGCUGGUCCCAAACACGCUGCUGGAGCUGGAUGUCAGUAUAAAGGAGUCCAGUACAGCCAUGGUGGUGGCUCGGGUGCUAACCUUGUGGAGUGAUGCUGCUCUGGCCUGCCUACAGGGAGAGGACCAGCGCUGCCCUCCCAGCCUCCAGCAGUCUCUCAGUGGAGGAUCCAAGCUGCAAGAACACCUCUUGGAGCACAUCUACUCCCACUGGGAGCACCCACUAGACGGAGUCCGCCACCAAACCCGCUCCCUGUUCCGCAACCUCCUCCUUCUCCAUCAACACACCAACUCCUCCACUUCUGACCCCUUCAAGGACCCUUACAUCACAGAACUCACCAAAAGCCUAUUGGGAUUGGAGUGGCACAUGAGGGGAAAGUAUGGAUCGUUGGGCUGCCUGGUGGAGCUCUACGGGGCAGGGUACCUGCUUAACCUCCAGCCCCAGCUGCCUUCAUGUCUCCUGGGCUUGAUGGGAGAUCAAACCCUGGCUCCUUAUGCCAGUGACCUGCUGGAGAGGCUGUUUGUCAGCCACAAGGCACAGCUGGUGAGUGACACUGGGGCUGCAGGAAAGACAGAGGACUGGCUUGAAAGUUGGCACCAGACGUGGGUAACCCCCCUGCUACAGGUGCUGUGUAGUGCCAGACUGGACCAGACCACGUACAUCUUGGAUUACUUCCUGCCCAAGCUGCUCCACUGCAGCCCCUGCAGUCUGGCUCACAUGGUGCAGGGGCUACAGGACACAAUGCCCUGCAGCUCAGGACCUACAGGCAGCAGGGGUGCACUGGGAGCUCUGAUGACAUGUUUGCGAGCAGCCAGGGCCCAGGGUGUUGUUUCAUCCACAGAGGAGGGUCUGUGGGGAGGUCUAGUGCCCCUCUCCCUGCUCCAGCAAGCCUUGAUUCAUAAACAUGAUCAAGUGAGAAUGGACGCUUUGGGGUUUGUGUGUGUGAGUCACCGCAGCACUGAGCUUGUGGUGUCACAGGAAAUUGACCUUAUUUGCUACUUCCUGCUGCCCAACCUGAACAACCAGUCACCAGGGGUCAGACAGCAGACUGUCAGCCUGCUGAAGAAGUUGCUCUGUAGAGUGAAGGACAGCACUCAGCUGCUACAGAAGAGAGUGGUCCAGGAGAGAGACCAGGAGCAGAGGGAGAGAGACCAACACACACUGGAUCAGUACAAGGUGUUCCUGCGGGGGCUUUGUGUGAGGCUGCUGGAGGUUUUGCUUCCUGGAGCUUCGUUCUCUAAAUGCCUCAUGUCUCUCCACCUGCUGUGUCUGCUGGGCCAGUUCUUCACCUUCACAACCGGGCCUGAUUUGUUUGCCCUUGGUGAAGUUGUGACCUCUGAACAUGCUCAGAAUGUCCUCUACUGUGUUGCCAGCAACUUCCUGGAAGUCAAACAGCUGGCGGCAACAUUACUACGGCAACUCCCUCCAACAGCUGUGGGACUACAGGUGCCAGAGAGGAUGCUUGGUGUCCUUCAGGCUGCUCUGGACCUCAGUAUGAGCACUAAACCAUUUAACAGUGUUACAGCAGCCCAUCUCCUCAACCUGCUGCUGCACCUGCCAGACUUGAGCCAGGCUCUGCUACUAUGUGCACAGGAGCAAGGUCUGGAUUUCCAGCCUCCAUCCCCACCACCCCAGACAUCUGAGGCACUCAUCUUGGAGCACAACACUCUGGCUGUGGUGCAGUUCCUGCUGCGCUGUCUGCAGUCAGAGGUGUUGAGAGCUGAGUCGUCUCUCUUACAGGCAGCUGCUUCCUAUCCUCUAUAUGGCAGAGCUCACUGCAUCACAGCUGUACUGCAGCAUCUAAACACUGUGAGUUUGCGCCAGACUGAGCAGUGGAGAUGUCUGGUGUCAGAGCUGAUUGCUGUGUGCUACAGAAUGUCUGAUGUGGUCUCCCCUGUGGUCCAGAGCUCCUCCCCAGAAGGACUCAUCCCCAUAGAUACUGACUCAGGUCUGCAGAAGAUCCUUAAGGAGAUCCAGCCCAAGGACAACAAUGAUUUCUUCACCAGUGCUAGAGAGCUGGACACACACCAAGGAGAUGAUCACACACAGUGUCAGACCACACCUGUGCCAUUACUGGACACUGGCGAUGAGGGCUACAGGGUGACAGCCCAGAUGGUGCUGGUAUGUUGCUGGCGGAGCAUGAAGGAAGUGGCCAUGCUGCUGGGAGAACUGUGUCAGAGCCUGCCUCUGCACUACACCAACGACAACAUGCACACACACCCUGGGCUCAUCACAGAGGAACAGGUGGAGGAGAUAGGCCUGUAUUUCCGUCAGCAGCUCCUGCAGUCCCGCCACCGUGGUGCCUUUGAAUUGGCUUAUGUGGGCUUUGUACGGGUCACUGACAUGCUGUGCAGGAGUGGGAGUCGGGCCCUGCAGCAGCUUCCUGCCUGCUGGCUGUCUGAGGUUCUGGAGGAGCUCAAGUCCAGUGACCCCUCUUCCAAGCUGUGUGCCACACGGCGCAGUGCUGGAAUUCCCUUCUACAUCCAGGCUCUGCUCUCCUCUGAGCCAAAGUUGUCAAGUUGCAGUCUUCUGAAGAUGACCAUGAGAGAGCUGAUAUCCCUGGCCAUGCCGUCUGCUGACAGGAGCACAAGCAGCUCCACCGUCCCUCAGGUCCAUGCUCUGAACAUCCUUAGGGCUCUUUACAGGGACACCCGUCUGGGGGAAAACAUCAUCCCCUUUGUCUCAGAUGGAGUGCAGGCUGCUGUCCUGGGCUUCACCUCCCCUGUCUGGGCAGUGAGGAACGCCUCCACUCUUCUCUUUAGCACACUGAUCACAAGGAUUUUCGGCGUGAAGAAAGGAAAGGAUGAACACUCAAAAAAAAACAGGAUGACGGGCCGAGAGUUUUUCACUCGCUUUCCACCUCUCCAUCCAUUCCUUCUGUACCAGCUGGAGGAGGCUGCUGCCACAGUGGAAAGUGACAGUGGUCAGGUGAAGCUACACCCCAGUCUGUUCUUGCUGCUGCUGGUACUCAGUCGACUCUACCCUUCACCCAUGGAUGGAUCUUCCUCACCUCUGGGACUUGCCCCUUUCAUGCCCUUCAUUAUUAGAUGUGGGCGUUCAGCAGUGUAUCGGACCAGAGAAAUGGCGGCUCGGGCCCUCGUCCCCUUUGUGCUGGUCACCCAGGUCCCGUCUACAGUCCAUUCUUUACUACAAGAGCUUCCUCCAAAGCCAGGACCCAAAAUCCAACACAACCACAUCCAUGGGUCUCUGCUACAGGUGCUGUUUCUGCUGCGCUCCUACCAAGCCGACUCACACAGACCCCUGCCAGCAGGAAAUGGCAUCGGAGAAGCCCUCCGUCGGCGCAUGUGGCUUGCUUCUCGACAGAAUAGCUGUGUGGUGACCAGAGGAGCCUUUCUGGAUGUGUUGGUGUGCUUGUGUGGGCCAAAGAUCAGCCUCCUGGAAGAUUCAGAGGUCAGUGAGCUCCGUCAGAACGUUCUACCCGUCCUGACAUCCUCAGAUCUGUUCACCUCCGACACUUCUGCUGCCACACUGGCACCCGGCAGCACCCAGUUCCUGCUCAGUUUGGCCCGGGUGGCCCUCAGUGCUAGUGUGGAGAUCCCUGAACUCUGGGGGGACCCUCAACUGUCAAACCGGCUCCUGCAGUGUCUACUGCAGUGCCCACUGUACGAGGUGAGGGAGCUGUCAGUGAAUGGGGUUCUGAGGAGACUGGAAGAGGAGGAAAAGAGGAGGAGGCCUCAGUGGUUGGAUGAGCCCACCCUGUCUAACCUGAUCAGGCUGGCUUUUCAUGAGAAACACCCCCAGUGUUUGGCCAAGGUUCUUCGGGUGCUGUGUGUGUUAGGCUCCAGUGGUGAGCUUCUGUGGAGGCAUGGUACUAAGGUUUUGUCCCAGGAGGAGGUCCUGCAGCAUCUCAUCACUCUGGCUCAAAGUUGUGUUCACAGUGUGGAGCUCCACUGUGCUGCCCUGAUGCUGGUCUCUCAGCUGGUGGUUCAGCUGCUGAGCUCUGACCUGAAGGAGGUUAGUUCAGUGUCUUGUUUAGCUCAGUGGGGGGUGAUGAUGCACUCGUGCUGCAGCAAGGAGCAGCCAGUGGAGGUGAAGCUGAUGGCCACCAAGGUGCUGGUCAACUGUACACACACUCUACUGACCAGCCCUCAUCUGCCCCUGGGUCUGCCCACUACACUUUCUCUGUGGAGGAGUCUGUUCACUUUGCUCCAGGAUGAAGACCAGGAUGUCCGAGAUUCAGCCUCAGACUUCAUCUCUAAUGUACCAGCAGGUCUGCUAAGUAAAGAUGUUGCAGGUGUGUCUGUAUGUCCUCCAGUAGCUCUGGACUGGGGCGUGGGCCUCCUGUGUCAGCUGUUUGAGCUGUGGGGGCAGGUACCCACAGGCAUCUUCGCUCUGACAGAGUGGCUGCUGGGAGAGGAAGAAGCCGACGAUGAAGCAGUUGCAGAUGAGGCUUCGAGUGUUGACGAAGAGGACUUCCUGUUCAAGAAGGGGGAUCUGAAUCUGUGGGCUGAGCCAGGCCAGUGGUUGAAGCUGCUUCACAGAAAACUCACCUCCCUCAUCCUGACCUUCAAGCAGACUCAGCAGCCAGGGCCCUUAGAGCCGGACCAGGUCCACCGAAUCAGCGUAUUGUCCAGUCAGGCGCGAGACAAGUCCCUCAGCUCUCAGCAGGGCCUGGCCUCCCUGCCUGCCCUGUCCCAGUUCUCCUGCACCAUGGAGCAUGCCCAGCUGACACUGCGGCUGCAGAGGGCCACACUGGCCCUGGAUGUGCUAGAGAGGCUGUGGAAUUAGCAAAAUUUGGUUCUAGUAGCACCUUUUUUGUUUUGUUUUUUGUAUUUUAGGGAAAGUUCCUCGAAAAUCAAGAUUUUUCAUGACCAGCUUCAGUGAAGUAACGUGAGAUCACAGGCUGGCAUUUUAUUAUCAAAUCAAUAGGAAUUUUUUUUACUCUGUACUUUUAUUUUAUCUUGCACAUUGUCCUCACUGAUCACCAUGUGUUCAGUUGUUAAUGCUUCUGUUCCUUGUUUUAAUUAAAUAUCUGAAAUUACGACCUUUUCGAUUCCAGUGUUCAGUGUUUCUUGAAAGAAAAGACAAAGAUGAAUGUCUCACUUCUUUAAUGUUAUUCAGGAGCAGGAAAGAAAAACUAGCAGCAAUAAUAUCAGUAUUGUGUGAAUAUGUCUGGGGAAGCCAUAACAAUAAUUCACGCCAAACUGUGCACAACAACACUUGAUGCACUGUUCUCAUCAGAGGGCCUCUGUUGCGUGACAAACGUCAGCUACUGGGUAAACAGACUGUUCUGCUUCCUCCAUGUCUACCGGGGAUUUAAGGCUGGAACAGAAAAACUUAGCACCUAAACCUUCAAGCACUAACUAUCAGUGGUGUGACUGUGGUGCCCGCUGAGCUUCAUGACCAAGGCACGGGAUUGUGAAAGCAAAUGUUUGCACUGACACCUCACCAAAGUUGUAUUUCAUUGUAUGUUUAGAGUUCUACUGUGUGUUUACACAAGGUGUUAUUUUCCUUUGAUAUUUAAUUGGCUGCAUGAUUCUUCCCAUCGGACUGUUUUUAUGCUUCCCUCUAAUUUUCCUGGUUAUGUAAUUGAGAGGACCUCACAAUGGACUACUGUCCUCCGUGUGUGUGUGAGGACUCAUGCUGCCCUCAUACAACUGGGCCCUCCUCCCUCUGCUGGUAGCCAUGUUCCCUAUUACAGUAAAACUGACGUCAGCUCAAUAGCCCCCAACAUAAACAGAGCUAUAUGAUGGGAGAGUGGUUUCUGCGGACUAGGACGUGUUCAAGGGAUUUCUUAAGAGCCCCACCGUGUCUGUCCUUCACAUUAGAACUAUUUAUCACAACUUGCAAAGACCAAAUAGUCCUGGGACAGCCCACAGCCUAAUUUUAGGUUUGGUAGUAGAAGAUUCCAAACUCUUAUGUCACUUGUUUUUUGCCCGUUACUAUUUUCCUUUUUUUUUUCUCCAACCAAACCGUUGAACACUUAAGAGAAUAUUGACUCAUGUCACACAAAGAAAAAACACUUUCAUAACCACUCUUCCAAUUAUGAUCCUGUAUGGAAAAGACUUAAUUGUUACCAGUGUUGCAUAAACCAGCAAUUUCUGGUGAUGUUUCACAGUUUUUUUUUGUUUGUUUUUUUACUUGAGUAGUUUGCCAUUUUCAUGUGAAUGUUGUUGCUUCCUGGAAAGGUUUCAUGCUAAGACAGGGGCAGCUUAUUCUAACCGCACUGCACUCUCUGGAC